CCCGCAGCGCGGCGGCACCAGACGCCUCCCUCUCCCCGCGGCGGCUCCGGUCCCGGCCCCGCCGCUCCCGCUCCUCCUCCGCUCCGCAGUUUGCGUCUCGCCGCCGCUCGCAGCCAGCGGCGGGGCCGCGCCGCGCAGUGUCCCCGGAGCCGGGCGCGGGGCGCAGCGGCCGCCCGCCGAGCCGCCGCCGUCCCCCUGCAUGGCGGCCGCCCCGCAGCCCUAGCCGGUCCCCCCCGCAGCCCUAGCCGGCCCCCGGGGCCCGGGGGAAGCGGCGCGGGAGCCGCGGGGCGGGGGGGGAGGUUGUCCGGAGGCGGCGUCCGCGGCUCUCCCGCCGCGGCAGCAUGGCGCGGGGCGGCGGGCGGCAGGAGGCCGCCGCCACCGCCCGGGGCCGCCGCCCGCGGGGCCGGGGGCCGCUUGGCCUCCUCUGCCUGGCGCUUCUCUGCGGGCUGGGCGCCGCCGAGGCGGAGUUCUCCAUCCUGGACGAGGCGCAAGUUCUGGCCACCCAGAUGAGGAAACUCGCCACCGAGGAGCUGGGGGUCGUCACCAUGCAGAGGAUAUUCAACUCCUUUGUGUACACGGAGAAAAUAUCAAAUGGAGAAAGUGAAGUUCAACAGUUGGCAAAAAAAAUUCGUGAGAAAUUCAACCGUUACUUGGAUGUUGUGAAUCGUAACAAGCAAGUAGUGGAAGCAUCAUACACUGCUCAUCUCACAUCGCCCUUGACUGCGAUCCAAGACUGCUGUACUAUUCCACCAUCUAUGAUGGAAUUUGAUGGAAAUUUUAAUACCAACGUUUCUAGAAUUAUCAGCUGUGAUAGACUGUCUACCACUGUCAGUAGCAGAGCCUUCAAUCCUGGACGUGACUUAAAUUCUGUUCUUGCUGAUAAUCUGAAGUCUAACCCAGGAAUUAAAUGGCAGUAUUUCAGCUCAGAAGAAGGCAUUUUUACCGUUUUCCCAGCCCACAAGUUCCGGUGCAAAGGCAGCUAUGAACACCGCAGCAGGCCUGUCUAUGUUUCUACUGUUCGACCUCAGUCGAAGCAUAUCGUUGUCAUUGUGGACCAUGGGGCUUCAGUCACAGAGACACAGCUGCAGAUUGCCAAAGAUGCGGCUCAGGUUAUUCUGAGCUCUAUAGAUGAACACGAUAAGAUCUCUGUGUUAACCGUGGCAGACACAGUAAGAACCUGCUCACUGGAUCAGUGCUAUAAGACAUUUCUGUCUCCUGCCACUAGUGAGACAAAAAGGAAGAUGUCCACCUUCGUUAGCAGUAUAAAGUCAUCUGACAGCCCUACACAGCAUGCAGUGGGAUUUCAAAAGGCUUUCCAGUUGAUACGCAAUACAAACAAUGGCACAAAACUGCAAGGAAAUACCGAUAUGGUCAUAAUUUAUCUCUCGGCUGGGAUUACAUCAAAAGAUUCUUCAGAAGAUGAUAAAAAAGCUACUUUACGUGUCAUCAAUGAAGAAAAUAGUUUCCUCAAUAACUCAGUAAUGAUUCUUACUUACGCACUUAUGAAUGAGGGAGUGACAGGUUUGAAGGAACUGGCCUUUCUGCGAGACCUGGCAGAGCAGAACUCAGUGAAGUACGGGGUGCCAGACCGAACAGCCCUACCUGUGAUCAAGGGAAGCAUGAUGGUCCUAAACCAGUUGAGUAACCUGGAAACGACAGUUGGCCGAUUCUACACAAACCUCCCCAACCGAAUGAUUGAUGAGGCAGUCUUCAGUCUGCCUUUCUCAGAUGAAAUGGGAGACGGCCUGAUAAUGACUGUAAGUAAACCGUGUUACUUUGGAAACCUCCUGCUAGGGAUUGUUGGAGUAGAUGUUAAUCUCGCAUAUAUCUUGGAAGAUGUCACCUAUUAUCAGGACUCCUUGGGUUCCUACACUUUCCUCAUUGACAAUAAAGGAUACACUCUUAUGCACCCAUCCCUUACCAGGCCCUACCUGUUGUCUGAACCACCGCUCCACACAGAUAUUAUCCAUUAUGAGAACAUUCCUAAAUUUGAGCUGGUGCGCCAGAACAUCCUUAGCAUUCCCCUGGGCAGCCAGAUCAUUACGGUUCCUGUGAACUCCUCACUGUCUUGGCAUGUAAACAAAUUGAGAGAAGUUGGAAAAGAAGCCUAUAAUGUCAGCUAUGCGUGGAAAAUGGUCCAGGACACGUCCUUUAUUCUGUGUGUUGUGGUGAUACAGCCAGAAAUACCUGUUAAACAGCUGAAGAAUCUGAACACUGUCCCCAGCAGCAAGCUCCUGUAUCAUCGACUGGAUCUUCUGGGCCAGCCAAAUGCCUGCCUGCACUUCAAGCAGCUGGCUACCUUAGAAAGCCCUACGGUAAUGCUCUCUGCAGGCAGCUUCUCUUCUCCGUACGAACAUCUCAGCCAGCCUGAGACGAAGCGGAUGGUGGAGCAUUACACAGCAUACCUCAGCGACAACACGCGCCUGAUUGCCAAUCCUGGCCUUAAGUUCUCUGUCAGAAAUGAAGUAAUGGCUACCAGUCACGUCACAGAUGAAUGGAUGACACAAAUGGAAACGAGUAGCCUGAACAGUUCUAUUGUGCGCCGUUACAUAGCAACCCCCAAUGGGGUGCUCCGAAUUUACCCCGGUUCCCUCAUGGACAAAGCAUUUGAUCCCACCAGGAGACAAUGGUACUUGCAUGCAGUGGCUAAUCCAGGACUCAUUACAUUUACUGGUCCCUACUUAGAUGUUGGAGGGGCAGGCUACGUCGUUACGAUCAGUCACACAGUCCAUUCUUCCAGUGCACAGAUGUCUUCAGGACAUUCGGUGGCAGUAAUGGGCAUUGACUUCACCCUGCGAUACUUCUACAAAGUUCUCAUGGACCUGCUGCCAGUUUGUAAUCAAGACGGAGGAAACAAAAUAAGGUGCUUUAUCAUGGAGGACAGAGGGUACCUUGUGGCACACCCAACCCUCAUCGAUCCCAAAGGACAUGCACCAGUGGAGCAACAGCACAUUACGCACAAGGAGCCUUUGGUAGCAAAUGACAUUCUGAACCACCCAAACUUUGUCAAGAAAAACCUCUGCAACAGCUUCAGUGACAGAACAGUUCAGCGGUUUUAUAAAUUUAAUACCGGCUUAGUGGGUGAUCUGACAAACCUUGUGCACGGCAGUCACUGCUCCAAGUACAGGCUGACAAGAAUCCCAGGCACCAAUGCCUUUGUGGGAAUCGUCAAUGAGACCUGCGAUUCCUUUGCUUUCUGUGCCUGCAGUGUGGUAGACAGACUCUGCCUCAACUGCCACAGAAUGGAACAGAACGAAUGCGAGUGCCCUUGCGAGUGCCCCCUGGAGGUAAAUGAAUGUACCGGCAACCUCACCAACGCUGAGAGCAGAAACCCGAGCUGUGAAGUUCAUCAGGAGCCAAUGACUUUCACAGCAAUCGAUCCCAGCCUACAGGAUGCUCUCCCGCAGUGCAUCAACACUCAGUGCAAUCAGAGAACAGAGAGCGGGGAUUGCUUUGGCGUGUUGGACUGUGAGUGGUGUAUGGUAGACAGUGAUGGUAAGACCCACCUGGAUAAGUCCUAUUGUGCCCCUCAGAAGGAAUGUUUUGGUGGCAUUGUGGGAGCAAAGAGCCCCUACGUGGAUGACCUGGGAGCAAUAGGAGAUGAGGUAAUCACUCUGAACAUGAUCAAAAGUGCACCAGUCGGCCCAGUGGCUGGAGGCAUUAUGGGCUGCAUUAUGGUGCUUGUCCUAGCAGUAUAUGCAUAUCGCCACCAGAUACAUCGGAGGAGUCACCAGCACAUGUCACCUUUGGCGGCGCAGGAAAUGUCAGUGCGUAUGUCGAACCUGGAAAAUGAUAGGGACGAGAGAGAUGAUGACAGCCAUGAAGACAGAGGAAUCAUUAGUAACACUCGAUUUAUAGCAGCGGUAAUUGAGCGGCAUGCCCACAGCCCAGAACGCAGGCGCCGCUACUGGGGACGAUCGGGAACAGAAAGCGACCACGGCUACAGCACUAUGAGUCCUCAGGAAGACAGUGAAAACCCUCCAUGCAAUAACGACCCAUUGUCGGCUGGUGUCGAUGUUGGAAACCACGAUGAAGACUUAGACCUGGACACACCACCUCAAACAGCUGCCCUGUUGAGUCACAAGUUUCACCACUACCGGUUGCACCACCCAACUCUUCACCACAGCCACCAUUUACAGGCUGCAGUCACGGUACACACUGUGGAUGCAGAAUGCUAAUGAACAACGACAAAAGAAACAUAACUUGUGAACAAUGAUCCAUGCAGCAACGGGCAGCUUUGUUUCUGUGCUUUUCACCAGGAAUGAUUUAACGAACUUCCUGAGUAAAGUGUUAAGCAUAAAAGCUUUACAUUUUUAUAAAUGUAAGGUUGGCUCUGAAAUGGAAGGGAAAUGUGCUUGAUGAAUGGACCUGCCAUAACAUUUAAUAAAAUGGAGCAGGAGGCACGUUAGACCUCCAAAAACAGGGACACAAGUUUAUACAGCAGCUGAAGCUUUGGAAGCCCUGUUAUGCUGAGCCAAGAGGAGAGAGCGAGCAUUUAAAAGAGCCAGAGAUUAUUUGGUUUCCUUAACUGGAAGAGCAGAAAUCUGCGCAGCUGAAGACUAGAAAAGUGCCAGAUAGGGGGGGGGGGGGAAAGGCUGUUGGUUUCUCUGCAGUUUGUUUCGCAUAUAGAAAGUUCACUGCUCCGACAAUUGCUGUAUGGAACCUGGGACAAUGCAUCUCAAGAUUUUUAAGUAAAGGAUUAUUUUUCUACUAUUUAUUGAACUUGAAACUUUGGGGGGAGGGAGGGGAGAAAACAUGUUAGCAAUUCUCAGCAACUACCACAUAUAUUCUGUGAUGGUGAAGUGGUUCUUCCGAGGAAGACAUCUGUUUCUUAUUAGCUGAUAUUCAUCCACUGCCCCACUCUGCAAAAGGGAAAAUGAAGAAGUCGUUUCUGACGUGUUUACAUGAUGAAUGCUUUCUUUUCCACAAUUGUUUUCUGUAAAUAUUACCACCUGAUUUAUAUUAUAGUAUUUUCUUCCUAUUUGCAGAGAAGUCCUGUACUCCGCUACUAAAAUUCUGAGAAUUCUGCCCAUAAACCUCUCCAUCUUUACCUCUUCGAUCAUCCUUAAAGGUUUCCUGUGUGGAAGUAAUAAAGAAUUUAUUUAGCAUUAGUUACCAGAUAAUUCCAAAUGAAAUCUGUGCCAUUCUUCUGUUUCCUUAGGACGCUGUCAAGAUCAGAAGUAGGGAUAAACCAGUGUUUUGUAAAACUUGGGUUACUGUGGAAGGUAUCUUUCUGAAAGUGUAAUUUUAAGCUGCUGCUGUUUGUCUGAAAUUUAACAUUGCGUGGUAAAUCAAAGAUUAAUUGAUCUGUCUACAACACAACAUCAUAAUUAUAAAUCAGUUUUAAAUCAGUGUAUUUUAGAUUCACAUUUUGUGAUUACAAUGAUAUAAAAACAUUCUUGCACUGUGCAUAUAAUAAACAUCCAUUUAUCUGUAGGUUUUUUUAAAAUCACUUGUUUUAAUUAAUAUGGUACUUAAUACUGUAUUAUGUAAAAAAUUGGUUCUUAAACAGUACGGUAAAAUAACUAUAUGUGUGAUACCAGGAUACCCCUUUAUACUAUGUAUAAAAUUAAAAUCUCUAGUGAAAUAAACUGUAUAUAAAGUAUA
Molecule: messenger RNA, 5607 nt
Organism: Phalacrocorax carbo (great cormorant)
Lineage: Eukaryota; Metazoa; Chordata; Aves; Suliformes; Phalacrocoracidae
Source: RefSeq, a predicted model, not a curated record